Molecule: messenger RNA, 1150 nt
Organism: Myiozetetes cayanensis
Lineage: Eukaryota; Metazoa; Chordata; Aves; Passeriformes; Tyrannidae
Gene: GUCA1B
Product: guanylate cyclase activator 1B
Exons: 4
Coding region: 156-755 (199 amino acids)
Biological process (GO): visual perception
Cellular component (GO): photoreceptor inner segment; cone photoreceptor outer segment
Molecular function (GO): calcium ion binding; calcium sensitive guanylate cyclase activator activity
Source: RefSeq, a predicted model, not a curated record
GUAACCACAGUAUUAACAUCAAAUAAAGGCACAAGACAGCCAGAAGAAAAAGAGCAAGGAAACAGCAACUAAAGGAUAUUAAAAGCAAAAGGAAUUUGAGAAGGUUUUCCCUCUUUACCUUCUGGGGUGGGUUUUUUUUUUUUUAACCUGCAAAAAUGGGACAGCAGUUUGCCAAUGCUGAAGGAGGGGAGCAAGGAGAGAUCGACGUGGCGGAAUUGCAGGAGUGGUACAAGAAGUUUGUGGUUGAGUGCCCCAGUGGGACCCUCUUCAUGCACGAGUUCAAGAGGUUCUUCGGGGUCCAGAAUAACCAGGAGGCAGCAGAGUACGUUGAAAACAUGUUCAGAGCUUUUGACAAGAACGGGGAUAACACCAUUGAUUUCCUGGAAUAUGUAGCUGCCUUGAAUCUUGUUUUACGAGGAAAACUGGAACACAAGCUGAGGUGGACAUUCAAAGUGUAUGACAAGGAUGGGAAUGGCUGCAUAGAUAAACCUGAGCUGCUGGAAAUCGUUGAGUCCAUCUACAAGCUGAAGAGGGCGUGUUGGUCGAACAUUGAGGACAGGACCCCAUUGCUCACCCCAGAGGAGGUUGUGGACAGGAUAUUUGAGUUAGUGGAUGAGAAUGGGGAUGGGCAGUUGUCUCUUGAGGAGUUCAUCGAUGGAGCCAGGAAAGACAAGUGGGUGAUGAAGAUGUUGCAAAUGGAUGUGAACCCCGGGGGAUGGAUCAGUGAGCAGAGGAGGAAGAGUGCUUCCCUCUGAGAAAAUUCAGCCUUGAUUCAGCUGAAAGAGUGAUGCUGACUCCAAGUGUGACUCCUCCUCUAGGGUGGUAGGGACUUUCCCUUGUAAUCCAAUCUCAGCAUCCAAGAUGAAAACUUGGGAUGGUUUAAGAAGCCAUAUCUCCACCUAAAACCCACGUGCUGCUGGUACCCAGAGAACUAUUUUUGGCCCAUGAAUAAGUCUUCCUGUGUACACAGUACUGUGUUUGCCAGCUCUGGUUUUUGGUUACACCCCAAGGAACAAACUUUUUUUCGUGGCUUCCUGCAGCAGAUCCUGAGCAGGGUUUUUCAGUCUGGUGACAGACAGGAUCGGGAGGUAAGAAAUCCAGGCAGUGGUCCUGGUGUUUGCAUCACUCAGAGAUACAGCACAUCAAACCA